Myxocyprinus asiaticus (Chinese sucker) is the source of this 2546-nucleotide messenger RNA. Its product is annotated as transmembrane protein 42-like. NCBI's taxonomy places the organism in Eukaryota, Metazoa, Chordata, Actinopteri, Cypriniformes, Catostomidae. The transcript is spliced from 3 exons. The coding region runs from base 130 to 606 and encodes 158 amino acids. The record is from RefSeq and is a predicted model, not a curated record.
UUUGCGUGAUUGUUUUCGCCGCUGAAGGCCUUUCCGCUUGUUCUAUUUCUGUGAUUCACAGUAGGAAGUGUCACUGACAGUUUCUUUUUUAAAUGCAGAUAUGGAAGAGAUAAAUUGGACCGAGGUGAAAUGAUGUUGCCCGGGGUGUUUUAUGCGUUGGUGGCGGGGUUUCUCGGAGCUUUAGCCUCAUCUUCUGCAAAGUUAUCCCUGGGUGCUGAUUAUCUGAAAGAGGUGUGUGAAACAGCAGCGCUGCAGAUCUGGGCGGCUAGACAGGAGAACACUCUGGUUCAUAGUGUGGAUAACACAACUUGUUACUGGUUACAUAUACCCCUGCGGCUGCUCUGUGGUGGUCUACUGUUUACCUGUAAUGCUGUGAUGUGGAUGUUCUUUGCUAAAGCCCUCCGACACUCGCCCUCCUCUGCCAGGGCCACUGUGACCACAACUGCCUCAAACUUUAUCUCGUCUGCAUUCCUUGGAUAUGUGAUCUUUGGGGAAACACAUGUCACAUUGUGGUGGAUUGGUAUCAUUUUGACCCUGACAGGGCUUCUAGUCUUGCAUGGAUCAACUCCUCAGGCACUACAGGAAAAUGUGGCUAAGAAAGAUUAAUUAAAGAACAAACAUUGAACAAUGCAACAAUAAUGUCUUGCCAGUGAUCAAGGCAAAAAAAGUGUGAAAAAAGGACUACAAACUGAUUUAUUCAUCUGAAAAUAAUUAUGCAGAACUGUGUGAUAGAAUUAUCUAUGCUAAAUAUGUAUUAUUUUUGUUCUGGGAUUUAUUUUGUUUUUAAACAGUUUGUUUCCGUGUGUUAUGAUAAGGUAAAUAAUGAUAUAACACAAAAGUUAAUGCAAAGCCUAGAAUUAUGACUCACUUUGUGCCUACAGUCAUGCAAGGUCACAUUUACAGCAUGCACAACCAAAAUACAGUUAAUGCAGGUGCUCGACUAGAAUGAAAAAUCACAUAAACAUCAGCAUGCUUUUGCUCGCAAAAUAUUUUAAAAUUUUGUCUCACUGCACGUGUCAUUUUUCAUAUGUGGUGAGACAAAUAUUUAAGUAUUUUUAUUGUGAGCAACAGUCAUGCAAGGUACUGGCUCUUUACCCUGCCUCGAUCAUAUAGGUUUACUCCAUUUCAGUUACUGUAUACUUCAGCAAUUAAAGGGAUAGUUCACCCAAAAAUGAAAAUUCUCAUCCCAGAUGUGCAUGACUUUCUUUCUUCUGCAGAACACAAACAAAGAUUUUUAAAAGAAUGCUCUGUAGGUCCAUACAAUGCAAAUGAAUGGUGACCAGUAGAGUUGGGGUACUCAAGUUCGUGCUGGGACUCGAGUCCGAGUCACAAGUCCCAUUUUAAUGGACUUGGACUUGUCACAGACUCGGAUGCAUUUUUACUCUUACUUGACUCAGACUCGAGCCUUUCGGACUUGGGAUUUUUUUCAGAGUCCAGCCGAGUCCCUAAUGAAAAACAAACAAACAAAUAACGUAACAUAGGGAGACCAUACAUCCUCUUUUCCCCAGACAUGUCCUCUUUUUCAGACCUGAAAAAAGCGUCCGGCCGGGAUUUCAAAAUUGCCUUUAAAUGUCCGGGAUUUGUCUUUGUCUUUGUCUUUAAAUUGAUGUGCUCUCUACAGUUAGUACUACAUACAUUCUGUGUAUUUGAUACUGCACAUCAGUUUUCACGCUUAUAUGUCCUUGCGUGUGAUUAUUCUGGCUGAGAGCAGCGCGCAUUCUUUCAGUGUACAUUUUUAACUCUCUCGCCCGUGCACCCAUGCUGUAUGUGUGUGUGGGAAAGAGAUCACCAUUCACCAGAUGUGCUCUGCCACUCACAUCCAGAACCAUCAAGAACGUAAGUCCACUUUAAAAAGUACGUUCCCCAAGUCUGCAAAUGAUUAAAUUGAUAAAAACAUGUGUUCUGACUCACGCUUACUACACAAAGUAAUUUCUAACUGAAAAAGUUGACUAUAUCAAGACAAAAUCAAUUUUACUAUGUAUCAGGGACAUUUAAGCUAAUAUGAUGGAUGAAAUAGACCAUGAUGGAAAUUGGACAUCUCAGUCCGUCACAUAUUUGUAGCGCAACCUCUGUAUGUUACCUGUAAAGCUGGCACUUGCUUUUCAAUGGCAAAAAAGUCAGAAAAUACAGUGAAGAACUCAAGUGAGGGGAGAAGAAUCUAUUCACCUAUUAUCCAUACUGAAUAUAAUGUGAAAAGAACAAAGUGUCAGGUGAGUUUGUCAAAAAUUUGAUCUUGACUUAAGGGAAGUGCACACCUGGACACAGCAGGAGGACUGAAAAGUGCGAAGUGUAGUACUGUAAUAUAUAAAUAUUUUUUUAAUGGUAUCUGAUCUUUUCUGUUUUUAUUUUAUGUUGCUGUAUUUAAUUUUAUGGGCAUUAUUAAAUAUUUCGAUAUUACCAUUUGUUAGAUGUAUUAAACACAUUAAAUGUAUUUAAUUAAUUACAUUAAAUGUAUUUCACUCAUAAUUUUAAAUUAAACUAAAUGGAAUGGAAAAAUUGAAAAUGAAGUAGGAAUAAAAACUAAAAUAAAUUCAAAAUAAUAAUAA